Molecule: messenger RNA, 1260 nt
Organism: Talaromyces marneffei
Lineage: Eukaryota; Fungi; Ascomycota; Eurotiomycetes; Eurotiales; Trichocomaceae
Exons: 4
Coding region: 1-1260 (419 amino acids)
Biological process (GO): transsulfuration
Cellular component (GO): cytoplasm
Molecular function (GO): cystathionine gamma-lyase activity; pyridoxal phosphate binding
Source: RefSeq, a predicted model, not a curated record
AUGAGUUUUCCGCUGGAAAACCCUCAACUCCUUAAGCCGCUGGCUCAUCAUGAUGUUGUCGAGACGCCGCCAAGGCCUGCGUCGCCUGAGUACAGGUUUGGUACGAGGGCGGUGCAUUCGGGAGCUCAUAUUGAUCCCAGUACAGGUGCCGUGAUUGCGCCGAUUUCGCUGUCUACGACCUUUGCGCAGUCAAGCGUCGGAAAACCAAUUGGUAAUUAUGAGUACACUCGCAGCGCAAACCCCAAUCGGGACCACUUCGAAGAAGCCGUCGCUGCCCUCGAACACGCCCGCUACGCGCUCGCGUUCUCCUCCGGCUCCGCGACAACAGCAAUAAUCCUGCAAUCCCUCGCCGCCGGUUCCCACGUUGUUUCCGUCUCGGACGUCUAUGGCGGCACGCAUCGCUACUUCACCAAAGUCGCAGCUGCGCACGGCGUAAACGUCACGUUUACACCAACCCUCGAAAUCGGCACCGAAGCCAUCCUCAAACCAGACACGAAACUGAUUUGGAUUGAGUCGCCCACGAACCCUACCUUGAGUUUGGUGGAUAUCCGCGAAGUCACGAAUAUUGCGCACAGGCAUGGCAUUCUGGUGGUGGUGGAUAACACGUUUAUGAGUCCUUAUAUUCAGAAUCCAUUGGAUUAUGGAGCGGAUAUUGUCGUGCACUCGGUUACAAAGUAUAUCAAUGGACACUCUGACGUCCUGAUGGGUGUCGCAGCAUUCAAUUCCCCCGAACUCAAGGACCGCCUCACCUUCCUCCAAAACGCAAUUGGCGCCGUACCCUCGCCAUUCGACUGCUGGCUUGCCCACCGCGGCAUGAAAACACUACAUCUGCGUGCGCGCGAAGUUACCAAGAACGCAACCGCCGUCGCAAAGGCUCUCGAGGCCUCUCCACUCGUAAAAUCAGUGAAUUACCCGGGCCUUGACUCGCAUCCUCAGCGGUAUAUUGCUAAAAAGCAACAUCGCGAUGCCAUGGGUGGCGGAAUGCUCAGUUUCCGGAUCCACGGUGGUCACGCUGCUGCCGAACGGUUCUGUCAGAAAGUGCGUGUCUUUGUGCUAGCGGAGAGUUUGGGUGGGAUUGAGAGCCUGUGUGAGGUGCCGUCGAGCAUGACGCAUGCUGGUAUACCGAAGGAUCAGAGGGAGGCGGUCGGGGUGUUUGAUGAUUUGGUAAGAUUGAGUUGUGGAAUUGAGGAUGCGGAUGAUCUUGCAGCGGAUGUUUUGCAGGCGUUGGAGAAGUCGGUUGCGCCUGCUAAUGGUGCUUGA